Messenger RNA from Paramuricea clavata, 2225 nucleotides. Lineage: Eukaryota; Metazoa; Cnidaria; Anthozoa; Malacalcyonacea; Plexauridae. The record is from the annotation of a GenBank genome assembly.
AUGUGUCUUAAGACUCAGCACUUAAAAUUCCUCGAUAUCACAAACUAUCUGGCUCCGGGAUUUAGUUACGAACAGUUCCUCAAAGCGUACGAGUGCUCCCAGACCAAAGGCUACUUCCCGUACGAGUGGGUCGACUCCCUCGACAAACUCAAUCAUUGCUCCUUACCACCACGCGAAACCUUCCAUUCCACUCUAUCCGGAACCGACAUCACCGAGGAACAGUAUGAGUAUUGCCAGGGUGUAUGGGACGAACAGAAUAUGACAACUUUCCGCGACUUUCUCGUGUGGUAUAACAACCUUGACGUAGUCCCCUUCCUUGACGCAAUUGAUAAAAUGAGUAAUUUCUGGCAAGAAAGGAACAUUGAUAUGUUUAAGGACGGUGUGAGUGUGCCUGGCUUGACUAUGAAAUAUUUAUUUUCAAACAUUCCAGGCACCUACUUCUCCUUGUUCAGCGAGAAGGACAAGGAUAUGUAUUAUUCAAUGAAGGAUAAUAACGUAGGGGGGCCCAGCAUUAUCUUUAACAGAUACCACGAGAAAGAGAAAUCAUCCAUACGGAAGGAAGAAAUGCGAGCCAGAGGAAAAGAAUCGAAACCCUGCAAGAAUGUAGUUGGUUACGAUGCCAAUGCGCUCUACUUGUGGGCCAUCAUGCAAGAUAUGCCAACGGGGCAGUACACAAGACGGUUAGAGGAGGACGGGUUUAAGAAACGGUGGAGUGGGAAAAUGGCGAUCGAAUGGUUAGAAUGGCAAGCGUACAGUCGCGGCAUUAGUAUCAGACACGAGUACAACAAUACGGAGAAAAGAAUUGGCGCUCGUCGUCUCCCCGUUGACGGUUUCCACGCUGAAUCACAAACGGUGUUCCAGUUUCAUGGUAAGUUGAAAUUAGUUAAGAUUAAUUAGCUAGGAUUAAGUUAAUUGUGUGGGAGUGAGCUAAUGAGUUUUUAGCGAUUGCGUGGGCUUGCAGGAUAAUUUAUUUUUCUUUUGUAGGUUUAACUGUAUUGUACUUUAUUCUACUAGGAUGUUAUUGGCAUGGCCACAACUGCCAACUUAACGAAGGGAAAGAAGUCAACGAGAAACGUGAUAAGCCCAUGAAAGAACUCCUUGAAGAGACAAAAAGAAACAGUGCCUAUAUCACGAAGCAGGGAUUCAAUCUCGUUGAAUGUUGGGAAUGUGAGUGGCGAGAUAUGAAGAAACGAAACAGCGCGCUGCAACGAUUCAUCGCCACCCAUCUGCGUCGACCACUGGAUAAAGUGAAAACCAUGACCAAACAGUCCAUUAUCAACGCAGUGAAGAAUGAUAAACUAUUUGGAUGUGUGGAGUGUGAUAUCCACGUACCUGAGAGUUUGCGAGAAUACUUCAAAGAGAUGUGCCCCAUCUUCAAGAAUACCGAAAUACGUCGAGAAGACAUCGGUGAGUUCAUGAAGAGCUAUGCCGAAGAAAACAACAUCAUGCCCCGACCUCGGCGGAGUCUCAUUGGAAGUAUGAUCGGAAAGAAGAUAAUGUUGGCAACACCUCUUCUAAAAUGGUAUUUAGAACAUGGUUUAGAGGUACGUUUUAAAUAUUAAAAACUUGUAAAAUUGCAGGAGAAAAUGUUUAACAAAUUGUAUUAUCGUUUUAGGUAACACACGUCUACCAGAUAGUCGAGUAUACCCCUAAGCUAUGCUUCAAACCUUUCGGUGACGCUGUAUCGGAUGCUCGUCGUGCUGGUGAUGCAGACCCCUCCAAAGCCAUCAUCGCGGACACGAUGAAAUUGGUCGGGAAUAGGUGAGUUUUAAAAUCACGCUGUCGUGACGUAUUCAAGAAAUACUCAUUUUUUGUAUUUCUAUACAGCUCAUACGGGAAGACCAUCACCAACAAAGAGCGUCAUCGCAAGGUGGAUUACUGCAACGAUGAUGAGGUUUCUGAAUUAAUCAACUCACCAUUCUACCGCCAAGUGAACGUGAUCGACGAUGACACCUACGAAGUGGAAAGUGCUAAGAAGAAAAUUAAGUUGGACUUACCACUACAGGUAUGUAUUGCAUGAUCAUUUUGUCAUUAGAAAUAUAAAUUAAUAAAUUAUUCUUAUUUUACAGGUGGGGUUCUUCGUGUACCAGUAUGCGAAACUCCGAAUGUUACAGUUUUACUACGACUGUUUAGAUACGUACCUUGACCGUUCCGAUUAUGAGUAUUGCGAGAUGGAUACAGACAGUGCCUAUAAAGUGUUGAAGAAUUGGUCAAGCCUGGUUUAA